This is a messenger RNA of Conger conger (European conger), 2687 nucleotides long. RefSeq names its product neutral amino acid transporter A-like. Gene Ontology annotation, molecular function: L-threonine transmembrane transporter activity; symporter activity; L-aspartate transmembrane transporter activity. Gene Ontology annotation, cellular component: plasma membrane. Lineage: Eukaryota; Metazoa; Chordata; Actinopteri; Anguilliformes; Congridae. Bases 137 to 1744 code for a protein of 535 amino acids. The transcript is spliced from 8 exons. The record is from RefSeq and is a predicted model, not a curated record. Gene Ontology annotation, biological process: L-glutamate transmembrane transport; L-serine transport.
UCAGAUUGCGCUUGACAGAAUUCCACGGUCUGCCAUUCAUCUCACUUGAACAGCUGAAAGUCGUGUGUGUGGCGUGCACUUUAUUUAUUUGUCCAUUCACCAGUUGGUUUCAGGAGCCUACUUAAUUUCAACAGAGAUGGAGACGACAAACGAAUUUAACGGACACGCAGUGUCCGACUGCCCCGUUCCCACAAGCAAAAUUCCAAAUAAGGAUGAUCCCAAAACCUUCUUCGCUAAGUUCGCUUUAUUUUUCAAAAGGAACCUGAUGGUGAUACUGACUGUUUCGGGGGUCCUGGCGGGCGUCGGGCUCGGCAUGUUGGUCCGGAACACGAACCUCACCCUUGCACAGAAGACUUAUUUCGCCUUUCCCGGAGAAAUGCUUCUGAGGAUGCUGAAGAUGAUCAUUAUCCCGCUGGUAGUGUGCAGCCUGAUCUCGGGGGCUGCCAGCCUGGACACCCGCUCUCUGGGUAAAUUGGGUGGAAUUGCGGUAUCAUACUUUUUAGUGACCACCCUCAUUGCUUCGGCCAUCGGAGUGGCACUUGCAUUUAUUAUCAAACCAGGCGUCGGUGCCGGUGCUCUGAACAGCAAUAAUUUGGGGCUGGAGACCGUCUCUGCUGACAAAGAAACAACAGACUCCUUUUUAGAUCUCGCCAGAAACCUAUUUCCUGCUAACUUGGUUGCUGCUGCUUUCCGCUCAUAUGCCACUGACUACAAGAUGAUUGCUGUGGGAAACCAGACGAAUGGAACACUCAUCUAUGAAAAGGUCCCGGUUGGCAUGGAAACAGACGGCAUGAACAUCCUGGGUCUGGUUCUGUUUGCCAUGGUGUUUGGUGUUGCCCUGAGGAAGCUGGGUGCUGAGGGGGAGGAACUUAUACGCUUCUUCAAUGCCUUCAAUGAAGCCACUAUGGUUCUGGUCUCCUGGAUCAUGUGGUAUGUCCCUAUUGGCAUCAUGUUCCUGGUGGGCAGUAAAAUCGUGGAGAUGGAGAAUCUGGUCCUGCUGGUCACCAGUCUGGGGAAGUACAUCUUCGCUUCAGUGCUGGGGCACGUAAUCCACGGGGGCAUCGUUCUGCCACUCAUCUACUUCGGAUUCACCCGCAAGAACCCCUUCAGUUUCCUGGCUGGGCUCAUCACCCCUUUCACUACGGCCUUUGCCACCUGCUCCAGUUCCGCGACCCUUCCCUCGAUGAUAAAGUGUGUCGAAGAGAACAAUGGAGUGGACAAGAGGAUCAGCCGCUUCAUCCUGCCAAUCGGAGCCACAGUCAACAUGGAUGGAGCUGCCAUCUUCCAGUGUGUCGCUGCCGUGUUCAUCGCCCAGCUCAACAACAUUGAGCUCAACGCAGGACAGAUCUUCACCAUACUUGUGACGGCCACAGCAUCCAGUGUGGGGGCAGCUGGCAUCCCUGCUGGGGGAGUCAUCACCAUCGCCAUCAUCUUGGAGGCCAUUGGACUACCGACCAAUGACUUGUCACUCAUGCUGGCCGUUGAUUGGAUUGUGGACCGUACGACCACAGUGGUGAACGUGGAGGGCGACGCCCUGGGAGCGGGGAUUCUGCACCAUAUCAACGAGCAGGGCCUGAAGAGGCACAGGCAGCAGGACGAGGAGCUGGCCGAGGUGAGGGUGGAGGCCUUCGCCAACCUGCAGGCCGAGGAGGAGACAUCCCCACUCGUCACGCGACAGAACCAGGGAGGAGACGUCUCCCCCGGUGCCAAGGAGGACAGUGUGGCGAUUGAGUCCGCUCUCUGAGCCACGAGGAACCCCCCUCCUCCACAUAAAAAUAAAUUAUGGAAUCUACUCAAGACAAGCCAUCUUAUACCUGUGGAGAUGACUGAACUUGUAAUGUGCUGUACUGUGGAUAGAGUGCAUGGGAAUAUGCCUGCUGACGGUUUAUAUUGUGAUUGUGCCAUUUCUUAAAGAUCCAGCUCACAGUUUGUAAUUCUGCCACUCAUUUUUUACUGUUUUUAUUCUUUUAAUCUGUUCUUUACUGUGGUAGGAAAUCUACUUGGCAUUACACGUGUUGUCACGGUUUUAUAUAUUGAGAGCGUGAGUUUAUAAGAAGUGAGUUAUUUACCGUGUAUCCCCUCUGUCCUGUUUGUCCAGAUGUUUUACAUAAAAUGAAAUAUUAAGUGUGUUGGUAUGUAAGUCUGUCAGUGUGUUUUGUUAAGAACAGGCACUCACACUUUGUUGUGUGGACGAGGCAGCUUCUCAUUUUCAGUUCACUGAAUAUGGUGAGUGCUUGUGAUGAGUAUGUUAACAGCAGCCAUUUUGGCGUGUUGAUGCCAAAACAAACAAGGGCUAGCCCUAAUUUUCUUCAGUAGAUAUUAACAGCAAAAUGACAGCUACCAUAGUAUACAAGUCUUCAUUCAUGGGUAAAAGACUGCCUGUCCUAUUGACAUCUGAAUGCCUGGUCCAUACUCUUUGCAGGGUAAACAUGAGAUUCUCAGAUUGGGUGCCUGACCUGAACGCAAACCCAGUUGUGCAAAGUAACUCUUGGGCUUCUUAAUACAAGUCAGAAAUGCAACCAGAUAAAAAAUGAUUUUAGAAGUGAAACCAGGUGAGAUAUCCCCCUUAUAAAACGUUUGCACAUAUAGAUUUAUCUUACCUGGACCUUGUUCUGUCUGCUAUACAGUACUGUGCAAAAGUUUUAGGCAGGUGUGAAAAAAAGCUGUAAAAUAAAAAUAGAAAUGUU